GGGCAAUUAAAAACGUUUCUAGGGUUUUUGGAAGCGCUCUCGCUCACGACGAUCGCCGGUGUCUCGCGGCUCGCUCCCUGCGCUGCGCUGCGCUGCCAAUCGCGCCAUGCCUAGAUACUACUGCGAUUACUGUGAUACGUAUCUCACGCACGACUCGCCGUCGGUGAGGAAGCAACACAAUGCGGGGUACAAACACAAGGCGAACGUCAGAGCUUACUACCAACAGUUCGAGGAGCAACAGACCCAAAGCAUCAUCGACCAGAAAGUCAAGGAGCACCAACACAUGGCCGCGUUCCAGGGAUUCAAGCAGAUGGUGCCAGUGCUCUCACGGCCAGGCAUGGGACUGCCGGGCUCGUCUCCGGCACCAAUGAUACAACCAAUGCGUCCUCCAGUGAUGCAUCCUGGUGCACCAGGUGGAGGCUAUCCUCCUGGCCCCGGUGGAUUCCGGCCCCCCGUAGCACCAGUUCCUGGCAACACGCAACCAAACGGCGUUUACAGACCUCCAAUGACACCACCGGGUGCUCCAGGUCGACCACCACCCGGUUCCACAGCUCCAAACGGUAUGCCUUCUUCCGGUGGUGGCUACUCCCAGCAGCCAGUGGUACCUGGUCAAUCCGGCGGCGGCGGCGGCGGUGGUGGUGGUGGUGGUGGUGGUGGCUAUGGUGGCUACGGUGGUUAUUCACAGCCACCACCGGGUCCCGGCUAUGGUUCGCAGCCUCCUCCUCCUCGACCAGGUAUGUCCUCUGGCUAUGGUUACUCUCAACCUCCUCCAGGCAGCGGAGAUUGACAAACCAAGUUCCGCGAUCUCGAUCUCUCCGAGGGAAGUUCUCUUUUUCCUUGUUCUCAGCUCUACUUUUCGUCCCUUAAAUGCGUUUUCUAUUGCUUUAAUACUAUUGUGGUGGUGCGAUUUAGCAGCAGCUAGAUCGAACAUGGCAUGAAUUUGUGGGACGAGAGCCGUGAAUCAAAACGUGUUGUUCUUCCUCUA
This is a messenger RNA of Selaginella moellendorffii, 985 nucleotides long. RefSeq names its product U1 small nuclear ribonucleoprotein C-like. Gene Ontology annotation, cellular component: U1 snRNP; nucleus. The record is from RefSeq and is a predicted model, not a curated record. The transcript is spliced from 5 exons. Lineage: Eukaryota; Viridiplantae; Streptophyta; Lycopodiopsida; Selaginellales; Selaginellaceae. Bases 107 to 787 code for a protein of 226 amino acids. Gene Ontology annotation, biological process: spliceosomal snRNP assembly; mRNA splicing, via spliceosome; mRNA 5'-splice site recognition. Gene Ontology annotation, molecular function: pre-mRNA 5'-splice site binding; zinc ion binding.